GGGUCCCGGCGGCGGGAGCGGGAGGAGGCGGCGGCGGCGGGAGCGGCUUCUGCCUCGGCUGGAGACUGAGGCGAAGGCGGCAGCGGCGGAGGAGGUGGAGGAGAGGCGAGGGUGAAGGCGAAGGCGAUGGCGACGCAGAGCACAUGAGGCGGCGGCCGGCGGGACGGGCCGAGGCCCGGCGGAGGAGGCGGCUCCGGGGGAACCCGCCGCCGGAGGGUAUCUGGAAAAAUUGCAAAGGAAACAUCAUUUCUCUAAGAAAAUUUUGGGUAACAGAAAUUCUGGACAACAGGGCAUACCAAUUCCAUCACCAUGAGUUGGAGCUUCCUGACUCGCCUGCUAGAGGAGAUUCACAACCAUUCCACAUUUGUGGGGAAGAUCUGGCUCACUGUUCUGAUUGUCUUCCGGAUUGUCCUUACAGCUGUAGGAGGAGAAUCCAUCUAUUACGAUGAACAAAGCAAAUUUGUGUGCAACACAGAACAGCCGGGCUGUGAGAAUGUCUGCUAUGAUGCAUUUGCACCCCUCUCCCAUGUACGCUUCUGGGUGUUCCAGAUCAUCCUGGUGGCAACUCCCUCCGUGAUGUACCUGGGCUACGCUAUUCACAAGAUUGCCAAAAUGGAGCAUGGUGAAGCAGACAAGAAGGCAGCUAGGAGCAAGCCCUAUGCCAUGCGUUGGAAACAACACCGGGCUCUGGAAGAAACGGAGGAGGACAACGAAGAGGAUCCUAUGAUGUAUCCAGAGAUGGAGUUAGAAAGUGAUAAGGAAAAUAAAGAGCAGAGCCAACCCAAACCCAAGCAUGAUGGCCGACGACGGAUUCGGGAAGAUGGGCUCAUGAAAAUCUAUGUGCUGCAGUUGCUGGCAAGGACCGUGUUUGAGGUGGGUUUUCUGAUAGGGCAGUAUUUUCUGUAUGGCUUCCAAGUCCACCCAUUUUAUGUGUGCAGCAGACUUCCUUGCCCUCAUAAGAUCGACUGCUUUAUUUCUAGACCCACUGAAAAGACCAUCUUCCUUCUGAUAAUGUAUGGUGUUACAGGCCUUUGCCUCUUGCUUAACAUUUGGGAGAUGCUUCACUUAGGGUUUGGGACCAUUCGAGACUCACUAAACAGUAAAAGGAGAGAACUUGAGGAUCCGGGUGCUUAUAACUAUCCUUUCACUUGGAAUACACCAUCUGCUCCCCCUGGCUAUAACAUUGCUGUCAAACCAGAUCAAAUCCAGUACACCGAACUGUCCAAUGCUAAGAUCGCCUACAAGCAAAACAAGGCCAACACAGCCCAGGAACAGCAGUAUGGCAGCCAUGAGGAGAACCUCCCAGCUGACCUGGAGGCUCUGCAGCGGGAGAUCAGGAUGGCUCAGGAACGCUUGGACCUGGCAAUUCAGGCCUACAGUCACCAAAACAAUCCUCAUGGUCCCCGGGAGAAGAAGGCCAAAGUGGGGUCCAAAGCUGGGUCCAACAAAAGCACUGCCAGUAGCAAAUCAGGGGAUGGGAAGACCUCCGUCUGGAUUUAAUCCUGGCGGGCUUAAAACCUGUGCUUUUCAUAGUUUAUGGUAAGCAGCAGCUCACUGAAUAAUGACUUCCAUUGAGUAAACAUUUGGCUCUGGUUAUCUUCAGGGAUGCUGUUGGCUUAUGAUCCAAGCUCAGGGGACUCCAAAGGCGGGGCUGAGCUGAGGGGGAGAAAGGGAAACACAGUGUUCCCGGGCACAUGUUCUCAGCAAUAAUACAGUUGCAGAACUUUACAUUGGUGUCUUCCAGAUCUGGAGAGGAACAGACAUAUUUAAAUCAUUCUUGUUGAACAGUUUUUCUAUGUACAGUAUUAUGGUACUUUUUUUCAGUAUGAAAACUUUUUUUGUAUUUGUAUAUUGAACUGGUGUAGUUAUACUUUUAUAUUAAAGGGGAAAAGGUCCUCAUAAGUAAUGCCUAUUAGGCUAGUGUUACUGCUUUGUUCAGCAAAUUCUACCCUGGCUAUAGAGUUUUUAAUAGAUGCUACACCUAAUAAAAGUGCCUCUCAUAUUGCAGGAAAGAUUUCAGAUGUAUAAAGAGACUGAAGAGGAGAUAGCAGUUUAAUUUAGUCUUAGAAAGUAAGUUCACAGUAGAAAGGAGGUUGACAUCUUUCUUUUACAUGAGAAAUUUUGAAUCUCAUUUAUGUGACCAGAGUUGUGGCCAAUUUUUGAAACCCUAUUCUUAUUUUCCAAGGAAAUAAAUGAUUGACUGUAGGAUUCCUUUAAAUAUCAAGCAUCACCAGUAUAUGCUUUGAUGGUGUGUGUAUAUAACUUAAAGUUCUUUCAAAAGCCUGAUACAGAAACAUGUCCCCAGUUUGGUAGCAAUGUGGAAAACCUGGCUAGAGGUGAUAUGGAGCUAUCUCUCAGAAAGGAAACCAUGCCUGGAAAAUGGGCCCUAAUAGGAUGCUUAGUUGUGAACCUGUUGGAUUUGCCUUAAGCCUCUAUCCAGAAACCUGCCUGCCUCCCUCUGGUUAAGAAGCCAGUGGUGGAUAUUUUCUUUGUUUGUUAACAUUAGAAAUGCAAAAAUUCCCUUUUCGACCAAGAAUACUCAGAGCUACUUGUAUUGGAAAUGGCAGAAGGCCUAAAUCCAAAUUCCUUAUUUUUUAUAAUUUAACCAUAGAACUUUUGUGAUUAAACAUCUUCUGCUAGUGGAGGUUUAUGCCUGAAAGGUCAUGAGGUUCUGUCUGUAAAUAGACCCAAAGAGAAGUGCACUAUUUAUUCCUUGUAGGCAUAAUGUGUUUGUCACUGACAAGCAUUAAUGUUCACCCACUGGUCUUUUACUGCCAUUUUCAACCUUAUGUUAGAGAACUUUGCCUUCUCUUUAUGUUUGCAUUGUCUUAAAUUUUGUGAGCUUCUGACAAAAAGCUUGGUAAAGGUUUAAAGGGGCCUUUGUUCCACCAGGGAGCAUUUUAUUUGGGGGUCUCACUCUUUUCAAACGAAAGCUAUUGUAAGCCACCUCUGACUUGGAAAUUCUGAAAGUAUUAAUAGUUUUUAUAUCUUGAUUGUAAAAUGCCAGUUCUCCGUUAUUUAGGUGAAUCGUAGAACAACACCCUUUGUGCAGCGUUUUUCUUUGUUUCUCCAUUGCAUUCCUUCCCCCACCAAAAAAA
Messenger RNA from Saimiri boliviensis boliviensis (Bolivian squirrel monkey), 3098 nucleotides. It is a transcript of the gene GJC1, whose product is annotated as gap junction protein gamma 1. NCBI's taxonomy places the organism in Eukaryota, Metazoa, Chordata, Mammalia, Primates, Cebidae. The record is from RefSeq and is a predicted model, not a curated record. Gene Ontology annotation, biological process: cell-cell signaling. Gene Ontology annotation, cellular component: connexin complex. Gene Ontology annotation, molecular function: gap junction channel activity.